UUUACCAAUAUUUACUUUUUUAUUUAAUUUAUUGCACUUAGCUAAGCGCUGUGAAAACCUAUUGAAACUCAAAGGCUUAUUAUGAUUCUCCUCAGUAAAUAAGCACCAAUUUGGAGGCCUAAGAAUAUUCGAAAACUCAAACUUUGGAGACUGCCGAGGAAGAUGGCAGCAGCUAAGAAAGCUCCGGAAAUCGACAAUUUUCUUUCACAUUUAUCUGGAAUAUACACCUCUCAAUUUACCCGGAUAUAAAUACAUCUGACAUGCUAAAACCUAAAGUAUUUCUAAGAAGCCAGAUAUUAAUAAUUUACCGACGAAAUGUCAAGCAACAACAAAGCUAACUAUUUCAAAGGUGCAGUAACGAGAAGCAAGCUAGCAGCGAGGACCAGCCCCACGCCUGACCGCACUUCUGCUAACCUGUUGACAGACUUAAGCUGCACUGAAGAGAAACAUACCGACCCCAACUUCAUGGAAGAAAUAUGGAACAUGAGCGCAACACUACAAAUUGUUGCAGCAGAUGUUGUCUCAAUUAAAGAAAGAACUAAAGAGCUUAAAGACUCUGUGGAAAAUAUUCUAAUUAGGCUGGGCGAGGUUGAACAGCGGGUGUUCCUCAACAGCACUCCCUAGAAAUCUUUUUUUUAAAAAUCUGUCCCCAAGCAUUUUUCAAUCAACAAUCAUGAACAGACAACAAACAAGCAGACAUUACUCAGAACUAAAUAUUCAUGUCUUUGACGUAGAAAAGUCCCUUCGUAAAGACUGAAACAGUAGCUAAACCAGAAAUUAAAUUAAAACUAAUUUUAAAAUCCCUAAAGAGAAACUACAAUGUAGUAUUUCACCCCAUGUUCAUUAGUCAAGUCAAACAGGUCAUGUUUAGGCCUGCUUCGUAGGAAUGAUUUCCUGAAGAGUUCUGUGUUACAAUAUUAAGUGCAAAAGUUUUCUGCUAAACAAAAUCCUUUAUUUGCUCUUCGUUUUGUUUAAAGGUUAUGCAGUGUUGUCCAUUUUAAGUGGCUUACCCAUACAAAAUUUCAUAUGAAUAAAAAUCAAAUUUCAAAGAUGAUAGAUAGACUGUUACUGUUUAGUAGGCACUGUCAGUUAGGCUGAAAAUGUCUCAUGCCUGGUUCCCAAAAAUGUAUUUGGGAGCCAGGCAUGACACUUGAAGUAGAUUCCUGAGGUCAAACAUUGUCAAUGGCCUUCAACCAACACAUCAAAGAUGGGCUAACCCAAGUAAGAUCUCGUAGUUCCUUAUAUAUUCUUCUUGAAAGAAGAAAUUAUCUGUAAAAGCUAAUUGAGAUUUGACCAACACUCUAUAAAGCACUUCAUAUUUAUAUCAAUUAACAGCCUCUUGUAAAUAUUUCAAUAACAUAUAUGCUCAAUAUGAUUGUACAAAUUGGUAUUAUGUCUUUCUUAACUCCCCUCAUCUUUUUCCAAUGGUUUGCUCCACAAGCUCUUAAGUAGGCCAUUGGUGACAUUGUACCCUUUGGUCUCUCCAGGCCUGACAAGAAGAUAACUGAAAGAAGGAUUGGAUUUGUUUGACUGACUCUGUUUAAGUUAGAGUUGUUAAAACAAUAAACUGUAGCAUUUUUGAACUUUUAAUUCAAAGUGCUUGGUUGAAGACAAAGAAUGGUUGAAGAAGAGGAAUCAAGAAUCAGCAUGCUACUCAAGCAGGUUGACUGGCUCACAUUUAUGUAUUUAUUUAUCCACAUAUAGUUUUCCUUAUCUACAACAGCCCUCCACCCAGUUUCUCCACAAUGGAGAAACUGGGUGGAGGCCAUCUCACACACAUCCUGAGAUUUGAUGUCCCCACCUCACCCAUGCCCAUCCCCCCUCAACAUUCCCUCCAUGGCUUGGAGGGAAACAUGCUGAACUAUAAAGUGUAGCAUGUUUUAACUUUUAAUGCAAAAUGUUUGGUUGAAGAUAAAGAAUGGUGGGAUAAGAGGAAUCAGUAUGCAAAUUAUUGUAAUUUAUAUAUUUAUUAAUCCACAUAAAAUUUCCGGAUCUGCUGUAGCCCCUCCACCCACUUUCUCAGUAAUGGCUGCCGUCUCACACACAUCCUGAGAUUUUAAGUUCCCACCUCACCCAUGCCCAUAACUCCUCAACAUUCCCUCCAUGGAUUGGAGGGAAACAUACUGUACUAUAAAGUGCAGCAUGUUUGAACUUUUAAUGCAAAAUGUUUGGUUGAAGAUAAAGAAUGGUGGGACAAGAGGAAUCAAGAAUCAGUAUGCUACUCAAGGAGGUUGGUUGACUGGCUUACAAUUCUUCAGUCUCUUUCUGCAAACCUUCCUAAUUUAUGUAUUUAUUUUUCCACAUCCUAAUUUUCUGAUUUGCUAUAGCCCCUCGCCAGUCUCUCUGUAAUGGCUGCCAUCUCACACACAUCCUGAGAUUUUGCGUCCCCACCUCACCCAUGCCCAUCCCCCCUCAACAUUCCUCCAUAGCUUGCUCUCAAACUUUGCAGAUUUGACUGGUGUGGAACCUACAAAAUGUCCAUUACAAAGAAUAAUUUUUUCUCCUGACGCAUUACUUUGGGAGAUAAUACAAGUUAAGUAAUUAAUUUCCUAGUUUUAUAACUUAAUUGAUGCGCGGUAGAGUUGUGACGCCAAAGUUAAGGUGUCAUUAGUUAUUAACACAGGGCUGGGCCGUAAGCCUCAGCUAGCUGCUUUUUGCAACCAAGCAGGAACUCCGGCCUGUGCCGGAGUCUAAAUCAAGCGCUCCUUUUUUGACUGCUGCACACCUGCACCGAAGGACGAGAUUCAGACCUUCAUGCUAACAUCCGAGGAAUGAGGAGCAAGCUAGCUAAAGAAAAUGAGAAGUAGAUCCAGUGAUAGGAGUGACGGUGGAGUAGAGUCUACACCCAGCUGUUCCAGUUUAAAAGCUACAGAUGAGACAUUUGGGCUUGAUCCAGAGCAGAGGCAAAUGGAUCAAACACGUCAAGCUCGUCGCCUGCAGAAACUUAAAGCCCAUCACAAUAAAUGUGAGGCUCAUCACAAGAAGCUCGUCACAAAGUUGCCUUUGCUUUGUUGCAUAAAGGCAACAAAUGAAGUGAGGGAGAACACGUCUUUUCUCCAUCAGAAGGGCUUAAUGUCAAAACAGUCAUCCGAUGAGAGCGACGAUACCAUCAUCCUUGGUCCAACACCAACUGAAGGGGACAUGAGCGUGCCUGAGCUUACAAGAACUGACAGUGUGAUUCUAAACAAACAAAUGCUUUGCUACUCAGAAGCAUCUCUAUCAAGUUCUGACAUCACUGAGGAAGAGUAUGUUCCCGAUUCUGAGGAAUCUGAGAGUGGCAGUCUAAACGACAGUGACAGUUCAGUAGACAUUAAACAGCUCAAGAAGAGGAAGAAAAGAGCCCAGAAAAAUACUUCUUCUCUGGAAGUCCAACCACUCAAGAGAAUGCGUGUGACCACUUCUAGUUCCUUGACUGCAAAAGAUCCUGGAGAAUCUUCUUCAACUGAUGCAAAAGAUCCUGGAGAAUCUUCUUCAACUGAUGCAAAAGAUCCUGGAGAAUCUUCUUCACUUGAUGUGACAGUCAUGACCUUGAAGAAGAAGGGAGAUGGCAGUAGGGCUUACAAUAAAAGGUACUUUUGUGCAUUUUGUAGCAAACCUUACAGCAAAAUGGCACGUCAUCUAGAAGCAAAACACAGUGAUAUACCAGAAGUGGAAAGUGCACUGAAAUGCCCCAAAGGUUCUAGAGAACGACUGCUGCAGUUGUCCUUGAUAAGAAACAAAGGAAACCGUGCCCAUAAUAAUAAAGUCAUUAAAGAGGGAAAAGGAAUGCUCAUUCCCCGCCAACAAUGCACUAAAUCUGCAAAAGCUGGUGAUUACUUGCAUUGCAUCAACUGCGAGGGUUACCUCAAGCGGAAAUCCUUGUGGAGGCAUAUGCAGAGGUGUUAUCUCAGUCAAAAAGUCAAAGGACUGAAGCCAGGAACAUCUCGAGUCCAAGCCAUUUGCAAAUAUGCAGAGCCAGUACCAGACAGCGUCAAUGCACAGUUUUGGAAACUAAUACGUGACAUGCACCAUGAUGAUGUAGCAAAAGUUGUCCAAAGUGAGAAGUGCAUCUUGAAAUUUGGAGAACAUUUGUUCAACAAACAUGGUCAAGAUGUUACAAGACACGAAUACAUCCGACAGAAGAUGCGCGAAACCGCACGAGUUGUUCUGCAAGGGAAGAAAGAUGGCAAGUUGGAGACGCUCCCAGACUUCUUUGUGCCAGCUAACUUCCCUCAUGUUAUAGAUGCAGUUAAGAAAGUGGCUGGCUUGGAUGAAAGAACAAACGUCUUCAAAACGCCAUCUUUAGCACUCAAGUUGGGUCACAACCUCAAGAAAGUGGCAAAUGUUCUUGAAUGUGAGGCUAUGAUCUCAGGCGAUGAGAAUACCAUUCACAAUGUGCGAAUUUUCAAACAAAUCUGUGAGACCAGAUGGAGCGAGUGUGUCUCUUCCCAUGCUCUUAGGACUUUGAAUGAGGCUAAGUGGAAUGCUCCUCAGCUUAUUCCCUUUGCUGAAGACGUUAGGAAAAUGCACCAGUAUCUUGACACAAAAAGGAUGGAGUGCCAGAGGAACCUGAAGGAAGAAGCUGUAAAGAAGAACUGGGCUGAACUUGCCAAGAUCACGCUUUGUGAGGUGAUAAUAUUCAACCGGAGAAGAGAGGGAGAAGUAUCCAAGAUGCCACUGAACGCUUUCACCUUGAGAGAUACCUCUGUCACCCAUCCAGAUGUGGAGCUUGCUUUGUCAGAACUUGAAAAGAAGCUGUGUAAACACUUCCAGCGAAUUGAGAUAAAAGGCAAACGUGGCCGAAAGGUUCCCAUUCUCCUAACUCCUAAUAUGGCAUCAUCAAUGGAGUUGCUUGUCCAAAAUCGCCGCAAUUGUGACGUGUUGGAUGAGAAUCCAUACAUGUUCGGGAGACCACAGACUCUCAAUCACUUCAGAGGAUCGGAUAUUAUUCGUGAGAUGGCUCAAAACUGUGGAGCAAAACACCCUGGAGCAUUGUCCUCAACCAAACUGAGGAAGCACAUGGCCACCAUGUCAAAGGUACUUAACCUAAAGGACAAUGAAAUGGACGACCUAGCUGACUUCCUUGGCCAUGACAUUAGAGUUCAUCGUCAGUAUUAUAGAUUGCCUGAAGGGACAUUACAGUUGGCAAAAAUCAGUAAAGUGUUGCUGGCACUAGAAAGAGGACAGCUCUCCCACUUCAAAGGAAGAAAUCUGGAUGAAAUCAGCAUUGAUCCACAAGAGAAAAUGUCUGUGGACAGUGGAUCAGACACUGAAGAAGAGGUUGACUCAGCUGAGAGGGAUGCUGAUACUUCAUCUUCCAGAUCACCAGAUGUGGAUGGCAACAAAAAAGUAGAAAAUGGUCAAUUUGGGGUGACCAGGAGAUGCACCACUGAAGUUGGACAAAGCAAUGAUCUGCCCUCAGCAAAAGAUUUCUUUGGUUUAACAGAGAGGUCAGAUGACGAGGUACUGGCAGACAUGGAAGUCUCUGGCAACUCCAACACGACUAACGGCCCACCACAAAAGAAGAGACUGAAGUGGAACCAAGAAGAAAUCCAGGCAGUGGAGAAAACACUCAUGGACUGUAUUGACUCUGGAAAGGUUCCUGGGAAAGCCCAGUGUAUGAAGUGCAUUGAAACCUCACCAGUAGCCCUCAAGGACAGGACAUGGCAAGGGAUUAAAUUCUAUGUGAAAAAUCGCAUAGAUGCAUUAAAACGAGAGACUUUCAAAAGAAGGUAAGCGUUGACCUUUUUGUUACUGUGAAAGAAAACGGAUCAUUUGUUAGUGCCAUUACCACGCCGAUUCUGUUUGGAGUUUCUGCCGGUUUUGAAGUUUUGAGACAGCUGCAGUCAAGUUUUGUAAUGCAAGUAUGUAUGCAUACUGUAUGUUCAUGUUUAUGGAUACAUAUCAAUGAAUACAUUUCAUUUUAGUACAUGCAUGUUGGAUUGUAUGUAUAUUUUUUGCAACAAGAUACUGGAAGUUAUGCAAUAAAAUGGUUCACAUAGAACCAGAAAAUGUAGUCCAUUAUUGAUGGUUGGCAUUAAGCAUGUUACCAGGUACUUAAAAAUAACAUUAAACAAAAACAAAUCUGAUAUAACACAGUUUAUUGACUUAAAAGAACUAGGAUUGCUCAUAUUUGACAAACUGUGUUCCCAAAAAUUACACAGUGCCACCUGGUGGUAGUUGGUGAUGGACAUGUCCCCACAUGGAGCCAAAAACCUGACAGAUUUUUGAUUUUCUAAAUUUGAUUAAUUUUUAUGUUAAAGAUUAUAUUUCAUGUUCCAAUAUCCCUAAAAAAAAUCCAAACCUAAAACCAAGCCUUUAGCUCAUUUAGAAAGUUGGGUCCCCACGUGUAACCACCUAGUCACUCGCCAAAACAAGUCCUCACGUUUCGGGAAAUACA
Messenger RNA from Xiphophorus maculatus (southern platyfish), 6379 nucleotides. RefSeq lists its product as uncharacterized. Bases 2797 to 5715 code for a protein of 972 amino acids. The record is from RefSeq and is a predicted model, not a curated record. The transcript has 10 exons. NCBI's taxonomy places the organism in Eukaryota, Metazoa, Chordata, Actinopteri, Cyprinodontiformes, Poeciliidae.